GAGGAGGAGGAGGAGGAGGAGGAGGAGGAGGAGGCGGCGGAGAAGGAUACAAAUGCUCUUGACGACCGCUCUAUACCACCGAGCAAUGAAAACUUCGUCUCGCCUGGAUCAAUCGACAAGAGCGCCGCCGAGGCCCAAGCCGCCUUAUCACCUAUGACCUCCGUCAUUCCUCCUUCGGUGCCCACGGUCAAAUGGACAGGUGUAGAUAUUGGACCGUGGUCAAGCGUCUUACAAGCCUUCCACACCGCCAUCAAGUCACAUUGGAAGGUCCCGAUCGAGAUCGAGUAUAUCGAGUUGAACAUCCUAGAGGAUACGAGGAACAUUGUCAAUGGCAGUGGCAACACCGCACAUCCAUCAUCAUCAUCAUCAUCAUCAUCAUCACCACCACCACACCCACCACCCUCAUCGUCGUCGUCGUCAUCGCCUCUUUCAGACUUGCUCGAGUCUUCUUCUGCCUCACUACCCCCUCACCUCAUCACCCUCCUAUUCACCAUCACUGAACUCUUUACGCAAUCUAGACAACGCACGCUGGCUCUCUUACGAUCUCUCUCGGCUUGUCCAUCUGGGACGUUGUUCCUAGUGUGCGAUUCAGCCUCCGACUUGGCCGAUUUUGAAUUAGGCACUCAGGGAAGAAAAUGGCCAGUCUAUAUGAUAUUAGAUAUGAUCAUGGGUGUCAAGUCGAGUCAAGGGACCAAAGCGACAUCAUCAUCUUCCUCCUCCACCACCACCACCACCACCACCACCUCCUCCUCCUCCGCCUCCUCCUCUCCCUCGGUCUCUGCCUCGUCUGAGCCCACCUGGGAGCUCAUUCACUCUGAAAACAGCCGAUGGUAUCGAUUACCAGAUGGAUUGGGAACCCAUUGGCCAGUCAAGUUGGAAAAUACGAGGUAUUGGUCGAGGUUGUACAGGCGGGUCUGAGCCGGAGGGUUAGAACCGAAGGAUGAGAGACUAGUCAGGGCAUAGUGUAACAGUAGCCAUCAUCACCUCACGAAUCAUGAUCAUGUGAAAAGAACAUCAUUUCUGUCGAAGUAUCUUUCUUCAUUUCAGUCUAUAUUCAUUCAGCUUUUGAAUCUGCUGCUGCUGAGAAGAAGACUUGGCAUGGAACCGCAGCGAUGACGUUUUGAUUCUGGAACCGCUGGGCUUAGACGGAC
Molecule: messenger RNA, 1151 nt
Organism: Kockovaella imperatae
Lineage: Eukaryota; Fungi; Basidiomycota; Tremellomycetes; Tremellales; Cuniculitremaceae
Exons: 1
Coding region: 154-918 (254 amino acids)
Source: RefSeq, a predicted model, not a curated record